This is a messenger RNA of Aspergillus alliaceus, 2245 nucleotides long. Its product is annotated as acyl-CoA synthetase. The record is from RefSeq and is a predicted model, not a curated record. The transcript has 5 exons. Bases 142 to 1977 code for a protein of 611 amino acids. Gene Ontology annotation, molecular function: medium-chain fatty acid-CoA ligase activity. NCBI's taxonomy places the organism in Eukaryota, Fungi, Ascomycota, Eurotiomycetes, Eurotiales, Aspergillaceae. Gene Ontology annotation, biological process: fatty acid metabolic process.
CUCCCGACUUUGAUACCAAACAAUGACAUCAAUCAGUCCAAUUGUGCAGUUAGGAUAUUUGUUGACUACUAUUAUUUCUACUGAUUUAUACCAUUCCUGAAGAGGAGAGACAUGCUACGCGCCUUACGCUAACUUCUCAAUAUGCAAGGACGCACGCUGGUGUCAGUCCUGUCGCGGGGCUCUGUGCUCUUGUCUCGUCGCGCAUUACGGACAGGCUUAAACUGCAGUGCUCAUCACCGAUCAUCGUUAACACCUAUCAAAUACCGGACACUCGCUACUUUGCCGAAUCUACCUAUCUUUCGAGCCCUAAAAGAUCACGAUCAGUCUAGUCUUGCCGUCGUUCAUAGCGCGUCGUCCCGUUCCUUUACUUACGGCAAUCUAGUCGCCGAUGUCAUUCGUGCAAAGGAAAGACUACAUGAAUUGGUGGGAGAUCAGCGGGAUGGACUUGCGGGGGAGAGAAUCGCUUUUCUCGCGGAGAAUAGCUACGAUUACGUAGUGACCCUUCUUUCGAUCCUUGCUAGCGAUGCAAUCGCCCUGCCCCUCUCUCCGGCAUUUCCCGUUGGCGAAUUGAAGUACAUUAUGGAUAACUCCCAGGCAAAAAUGCUCGUUGCGACCGAAAAGUAUGCGGCUAAGGCACAUGAUUUACUGAAGGCGGGUCUUGAAAGGGUACCCAUUCUAGAAGUCAGGGAGAAAAUUAAAACGGGGGCGAGUAUCUCGAAUCAGGUGGAAUUGCAGGAUAUUGAGCAGAAGUCUCGCGGCGGGAUGAUGUUGUACACCUCGGGCACUACCAAUAGACCGAAAGGCGUGUUAAUCCCGCAAUCGGCACUCAGUGCGCAAGCAGCAUCUUUGCUAGCGGCCUGGAAAUAUUCUCGGGAGGAUCGUUUACUCCAUCUUCUUCCGCUGCAUCAUAUCCAUGGGACGGUCAAUGCCAUCGUAACGCCUGUGCUGGCUGGCUCGUCCAUUGAGUUUAUGUUCCCUUUCAACACAGAUGCAGUGUGGAAAAGGCUUGCUGCUCCCUUUUUGCCCCAAUCCUCCGUCAGCAAGAUUACGUUCCUUACGGCAGUCCCGACCAUCUAUAAUAGACUAUUAUCCUCCUUCUCUGGCCUUUCCACGGAAAUCCAAGAAGCGGCUAGGAAGGGCAUCGCCCCUGAGAAUCUACGCUUGAAUAUCUCUGGUUCUGCAGCUUUGCCCACCCCUACUAAGCAGGCGUGGCAAGAUUUGAGCAAUGGAAACGUCCUACUUGAGCGCUUUGGAAUGACAGAAGUCGGAAUGGCGAUCAGUUGCGGCCUCGACUUCGCUGAUCGGAUAGAUGGCAGCGUCGGGUGGCCACUACCGUCAGUGGAAGCAAGAAUAGUCGACACGGAGACAAACGAGGUUAUCCAGCCUGGUGAGGAACUGGAUGCGAAUGAACGCGAGCGAGAGGGCGAGAUUCAGCUCCGCGGCCCUACGAUCUUCUCCGAAUACUGGGCCAACGAAAAAGCGACGCAGGAGGCCUUUGUCGAUAGUGGCGAUGGCAAGGGAAAGUGGUUCAAGACUGGAGAUGUUGCUACGCGUCGAGUAGUCGACCAUGCCGGUAAAGGAGCCAGUGGUGACUGGGCGGAGGGGCCCAUGUAUUUCAUUCAAGGUCGGCUGAGUGUCGAUAUUAUCAAGACCGGUGGAGAAAAGGUCAGUGCGUUGGAGGUUGAGAGGGAGUUGCUGUCUCUCCCUCAAGUUAGUGAGGCAGCUGUGGUCGGUCUUCCGUCUGAACAAUGGGGCCAGAAAGUCGCCGCCAUAGUCGUCCUCAAUGCGGACAAGGCCGCGAAUACUGGCCGCAAUGGCAAACCAUGGGGUGCUCUAGAUAUGCGACGUGCCCUUAAAGAUCGCCUUGCGAGCUAUAAAAUGCCCCAAGAAAUGAAGGUUCUCAACGGACCGAUUCCAAGAAAUGCAAUGGGCAAAGUGAAUAAAAAGACACUCGUUAAGGAGGUCUUCGGUAUCUAGUCGCAAUACAUUAACACCACUGUAAACUAUAUACUCGAUUGUAAUUAUAUGAUCAUCUUGAAUGAAUUUCACAGAUCACUUUCGAUUUAUCUUCACCACCUUGGAUACUAAAGGCUUGCUCUAAGCGCCGGGAUCCUUAUGAGAUGGCGAAAAAGAGGGCGUGCUCAUAUGUUGCAUAGGUCGCGGACGCUAGGGUCUCCUUCAGCUUGAUCCGAAAGUCGUGCUGCUUAGCGGAAACUCAUCUCGGGGCUUCCUAGUCCUUGAUCUG